Molecule: messenger RNA, 8426 nt
Organism: Myxocyprinus asiaticus (Chinese sucker)
Lineage: Eukaryota; Metazoa; Chordata; Actinopteri; Cypriniformes; Catostomidae
Product: autophagy-related protein 2 homolog B-like
Exons: 43
Coding region: 347-6538 (2063 amino acids)
Biological process (GO): piecemeal microautophagy of the nucleus; autophagosome assembly; reticulophagy
Cellular component (GO): extrinsic component of membrane; phagophore assembly site
Molecular function (GO): phosphatidylinositol-3-phosphate binding
Source: RefSeq, a predicted model, not a curated record
GGCGGGCGCACGCGAGAGUGCUCAGUCAUGAGCGUGUUUGUAAACACCAUCAUUAGACUCAUCAAAACAGACAGACAGACAGUGAUGCUACUUUCACACGACCUGACACACGCUUAUAAUGCAAAAAAAGACGUCCAUCACCAGUUUAAUAUAGAUAUUAUCAUUGCGCGAUGCCUCAGUUAAACACAUAAACCUAAAUAAAGGUAAUAUGAAGGAUUGUGUUUAGCCAGUAUGCUAGUUCAGCCAAAGUCAAGGAACAACGGUUUAGUCAGCUAUUUCAUAACACAGAAUGUCCCGAACGUCAAUUUAUUGAUUCAGUAAGCACCAAACUCGAGAGCUGGUCAAGAUGCCUUGGCCAUUUUCGGAGUCAAUUAAGAAGCGGGCCUGCAGGUACCUGCUGCAUCGAUAUCUCGGCAAUUUCCUCCAAGAGAAGCUCAGUUUGGACCAGCUUAGCCUGGAUCUUUAUCAAGGCACAGGCUUACUUGCUCAAGUGCCGUUGGACAAAUGGUCCCUGAAUGAGAUCCUGGAGUCUGUGGAUGCUCCAUUUGAAGUGAGUGAGGGCUUCAUCCAGGCCAUUUCCCUGACUGUGCCAUGGGCCUCGCUGCUACAGGACAACUGUGUGCUGGAAGUGAGGGGCUUGCAGAUGGUCCUUAGGCCAAGGCCUCGAAUGGCAUCUGGUAUGGAGCCCAUGUACUGGUCCAGCUUCAUGACCAGCAGUAUGCAGUUGGCCAAAGAGUGUCUAAGCCAAAGACUCACUGAUGAUCAUGGAGAGAGCUCCCAGCCUCUGGAGGGCCUGGAGAAGUUUGCAGAAACUAUUGAGACAGUUUUGAGAAGAGUCAAGGUCACGUUUGUGGAUACUGUCCUGAGGAUUGAACAUGUUCCAGAAAAUUCUAAAACUGGCAUUGCCCUUGAACUCCGAAUCAACAAGAUGGUUUACUGUGAUGAGAGUGUGGAAGAGGGCUCCAGUGUCAAUAUCCAUCAACCCACCACAUUUGCACAUAAAAACCUGACUCUGGAUGGUGCCUCUGUGUUCUGGGAUGAGUAUUCAGAAUCGGCACGUGCCGGCCUCAAAUCAUCCCCCACGCAAACAGAGAUGGAACCUAAGCUUUCACCAAGCUGGAACCCAAAAAUCAUCUGUGAGCCUCACCCUCAGUUCCCAGAGCCUGUGUCUUCAUGUACACGAUUUGAGCCAGUGCAAGUGGGCUGCCUCAGUGGCAAGCUGGAGCUGUCCAUGGUUCUGAAGCAAAAUGAAGCAAUGCCCAGAGCCAAGUUGGACAUUGAUGGACAGUUUGAUUCUCUAAUAAUGCUGCUCUCACCACGACAAGUCCACCUCUUACUGGAUAUGUUUGGGGUCUUCUCCAGCUCAGCAGGGCAGGAGUGGUCUGCUUUAGGGAAGGACAGGAAGAGUCGACCCAUGCAACAGGAGGACGAGUAUCGCCUCCACAUGGAGCUCAACCGCUGCCUGAAGAAGGACACCAUUACAGGGGUCACCGACCAGGACUUGUUUGAGAGUCAGACCACGAGAACAGUGUCCAGCCGAGAGGAUGUCUUUUUCUCCAUGGCUGAUAUGGACAUGUCACACAGCCUAUCAUCUCUUCCCCCUCUUUGGGAUCCGCCCGCUGUGGAUCUGGAUUUGUCUCUAAAUAGCAACUACUCCGCCUCCUUGGGGGAGUCACCAUCUGGAAAUAUGGUGUGGGAUGAGUACACGGAUGUUACUAGACAGAAGGAGAAACAGACUAAUGAGACACCACAGCUUUCACGAGAUCCUCACUUCCCCCAAAAGCUGAUCCGGCAGACCUCACAUCCAUCUAAGGGCCACUGUGAUGAGUCCAGGCCUGAGCUGGUUCUCAGGGUGACAGUGGGAAGUCUUUGCUUGUCUGUGCUCCAUAUCGACCCCCUCCCACCUCCAGACUCCUCCCUCAGCCCUCUCGCACCAAUGGCCUCCGAGUUUUUCCGCAUUAUGUCUUUAAAUAAACUCCCAUUGGGGGUUUUCCUUCAAUCACGAACUGUCUUUGAUGAAGCCUGUCCUCAUGAUCAUCUCAGGUUAAUAGGUCAGGGUUUAAAGGUGACAUAUGAGCACUGCCAAGGAUCCAGUGUACGGUUGCUGAACACAGAUCUUUCGCUGAGUCAGGUGGAGCUGUUGGAAUGUCUGUACUGUACUGACAGCCACACUACACAGAAUGGAGCCCAGUACACAGAGCUUCUUACGUUUGACGUCCCAGCCAGUAGUGAUUCUUCCCCUCCCACUUGCCUUCAUCUACUCUACAAACUAACAGAACGCAGAGGCCCACAGGGCGGACAGGUACGUCUGAGCACUAUACCUUGUAAGGCAGAGUUGCAGGUGGAGUUGGGUAAAGUGCGUUCAGAGUGUGACGUCAGCAUCGUGGACAGGCUUAACUCCCUACUCCAGCCCCAGAAACUAGUUACCACGGAGAUGAUGGCAUCCCACAUGUACACAUCAUACAAUAAGCACGUCAGCCUGCACAAGGCCUUUGCCGAGGUCUUCUUGGAUGAUAGCCGAACACCAGUGCACUGCCAUGUGUCCGUGUCCAUAAAUGCCCCUCUGCUGGUGCUGGUGGUGCGCUUUCCGAUCCCGGACCUGCGCUCUGAUCAGGAGAGGGGCCCCUGGUUUAAGAAAUCCCUGCAGAAAGAGCUGCUCUGCCUGAAACUGGAGGAUCUGGAGCUCAAGACGGAGUUCACUGGAGGAAACUCAUCAGAGCAGACCAAGAUUGAGCUCACGUUUAAAGAGCUCAGUGGGUCAUUCCAAGAAGACAAAGAACACUCAGCAGCCAGGUUCUUUCGAGUUGCUAACACCAUGGAGGAGGACAUGACAUCUUCCGACUGUGACAAAUUUGACUGGCCCAGAGUUAUUCUGAAGGUGAACCCCAUGACUGUGCACUCCAUCCUAGAGCGCAUAACAACUGAGGAAGAGGAGGAAGGGGUGGACAGACACUCACAGGAGGAAGAGGAAGAAGAGGAAGGAGCUGCCCACUCCCUGAAGGAUGUGUGUGAUUUUGGGAAACCCUCGCCCUCACCCUUCUCUUCACGACGUGUUAUGUAUGAGAAUGAGGAGAUGGUUAUCCCAGGAGAUGUGUUGGAGAUGACUGAAUUCCAGGAGAAAACCAUAAGCAACUCCCGCUACAUACUGGAGCUGUUUUUCCCCAAUGUGCAGCUCUCUUUGCCCAAUAAAGCCUUUUAUGAGAAACUACACAACAGGAUUAAUAAUGACCUGCUGCUAUGGGAGCCCACUGCUCCAUCUCCAGUCGAGACGGUGGAGAACAUCCCAUAUGGAAUGGGCCUCUCUGUAGCCAGUCAGCUUAUCAACAACUACAGUAAAGAAGGCUUCAGUCAGUUCAGAUCUACUGGCCCUGAGGAGGAGGAGAGUGGUUCUGAGGAGGAGAUCCUGCAGUAUUACACUCCUGCUGAACUGGGCUACAGGAACAGGAGGAAGAAGAGGAGUAAGAUUCAGCCUAAGAAUUCACAGAGCCUCUUCUCCAUUGUGCUGUCUGUGAACCAUGGCCUGUUGGCUGUAAACACACAGCUUAAGCAGGAUGAUCAGAGCGUGUUACAAAACAAACAUGGAGAGUUCUGGAUGGAGGUAAAAAACGGGACGCUGUUUGGUGUGAUGCAGCACGAGGGCUACAAUGACCAGCAUUAUAUCUGUUUCCACACAUCUCAGGCCUGCCUCUAUCACCACGGUACAGUGGAUGGAGAUCCACCUGAGUGGAGUAUUGAUCUGCCCUGCAGGAUGCGCCCUCAUUGGCUGGAGCCUGUGAUGUAUGUAUCUGAAUCUGCCCCAGAGAGGGCAUCCCCCUCUGAAGGGCUCAGUCUAGAGCCCCACAGCAUGCUGUCUGUCGCUGUUAAAAUCUUCCCCCACAACACUGAGCGCAGUGUCAAGGAGUUUCUCGUUGCCAUUGGCAUGAGGGGAGUUACACUGCAGCACAAAGUGGUGCCUUCAAAUCUGGGUUGGUACGACCAGAUAGUUGACUUUUUAAAUGUGUCAGAUGAGCCAGUGCUUGGCUACACCCCCCUAUCAUCAGUCUCCACCCUCCACCUGCACCUGUGGAGUUGCUCCCUUGAUUACAGACCCUUGUAUUUGCCUGUGAGAUCUCUGCUGACAGUGGAGAACUUCAGCAUCUCCAGAAGUGUGUCUUUAGAUCACUCUUCCUCCACUCUCAGAAUAAUUUUAGAUGAGGCUGCAUUGUUUCUGUCUGACAAGAUCAAUGCUGUGUCUGUUAAUCUGGCUCGAGACUAUGUGCAGGUGGUUGAUAUGGGGACUCUAGAACUAAGAAUCACAGCGGUCAAACCAGGAACGGACGGAAAAAUGACAGAGCCAAGGUUUGAGCUGCGUUGCUCAAGUGAUGUUAUUCACAUUCGCACCUGCUCUGACUCCUGUGCUGCACUCAUGAACCUUAUUCAGUACAUUGCUAGCUAUGGGGACCUAAUUCCCCCUUCUGGACUGGAGCACAAAAGCAGAAGCACUAAGCAAAUAGUGAAGACUGAGGCAGUGAGUCGACCACCAGCGAAUACUCCUUUACUUCCUGAAGAAGAGCAGCAGAUUCUUCAGGAUCUUAUGUGUGAUGCUAUGGAAGACACAGACGGCUUGCAGAGCCAUACACUGCAGCAGAACGGUGUCAGUGAAGAUCACUCACAUAACCAUGACCCACCCCACUCCGAUCUCUUCCUUUUCCCUGAUGAAAGUGGAAAUCUAGGGCAGGAGCCGAGCCCCACCUACCCCACCCUGCACUCCCCACUCAUCUCCCCUCCUGUCCCCUCCCUGCCCCACGACUCUGAUGACUUCUGCAUCUUGGACACACCUGGUUCCAGAGAACGGGAGAGGGAUGAGGAGCCCAUGGUUAAGAAGCUGACCUCUGAGCCUGUCGUUGUGAAGGAGGACCACUUCAGUGUUCCUCUGCAGGGCUGCAGCUCUAACAGAGGGCCACUUCACUUCCCUGUGCCUGAAGUCAGAUACCUGGUCAAAGAGAUCUCUGUGGUGUGGCACCUCUACGGAGGAAAGGACUUUGGUGGUGGAGCACUCUCCUCCUCACCAGCUCGCAGUCGAGGGUGCACUCCUCACAGCUCUCCAUCACAGACUUCUUUAAGACAGGCUAGAAAAGGCUCUCGUGCUGGAGGAUGGGGUAGAAAUCCUGAUGUUUUGAUGGAGAUUCAUCUCAGUAAGGUACGGUUCCAGCAUGAGGUAUAUCCUCAGAUGGCUCCAGAGGCAGGUGAUUUGUUGGAGCAGCCAGUGUCUAGACAGGUGUUCUCAGUGCAGGAUCUGGAGAUACGAGACAGACUGGCCUCCUCUAUGAUGAAUAAAUUCCUCUACCUGUACUCUAGUAAAGAGAUGCCCAGAAAAGCUCACUCCAACAUGUUAACCAUUAGAGCCCUGCAUGUGUCACCAGAGGCUGGACAGGCACCACAGGAGUGCUGCCUGCGUGUUUCUCUAAUGCCUCUCCGUCUGAACAUUGACCAGGAUGCUAUGUUCUUUCUAAAGAACUUCUUCAGCAGUCUGGCAGCAGAGGUCGAGCUGUUUUCCCCACCAGAGCAGGAAGUGUUCUGUGUGUCGAUGAAGAAGCCUACUGGCCCUGAGGUUUCCUGCAGUUUUUCCAAAUACAAUGGUGGAGCGAGUCAGGACCCUGCACCCAUCAUCUCUGUGCCAAUACAAGCCCGCAGCAGCACCUGCGGCCAAGACAGCACCACUGACACAGACCAGCCCAUAUUCUUCAGAGAGUUCCGGUUCACAUCAGAAGUGCCAAUUCGAUUAGACUACCACGGAAAACACAUGGCCAUGGAGCAGGGCACAUUUGCUGGUAUUGUGAUCGGACUGACACAGCUGAACUGCUCAGAGCUCAAAUUACGGCGAUUGUGUUACAGACAAGGAUUAUUAGGUGUUGACAAGCUCUUUUCAUAUGCCAUUAACGAGUGGCUCAAUGAUAUUAAGAAGAACCAGUUGCCAGGUCUUCUGGGAGGUGUGGGACCCAUACACUCCCUGGUGCAGCUGGUACAGGGUUUUAGGGAUUUCUUGUGGCUGCCCAUCGAGCAGUACCGUAAGGAUGGGAGAAUUGUGCGUGGCUUCCAACGGGGCACCGCCUUCUUCGGAACCUCCACCGCAAUGGCAGCCCUAGAGCUCACCAAUCGGAUGGUGCGAACAAUACAGGCGGCUGCUGAAACUGCUUAUGACAUGGUGUCUCCAGUGCCAGAUGAGAAAGAAUGCAAGAAGAUCAAACGGUACUCACAUUACUGCCUGGCACAUCAGCCAGUGGACCUCAGAGAAGGGGUGGCCAAGGCAUACAGUGUAGUGAAAGAGGGCAUUACAGACACGGCCCUGAUCAUUUACGACACUGCCACACGCGAGCAUGAACAGAGGGGCAUGACGGGCGCUGUGGGCGGAGUCCUGCGACAGCUUCCUCCCACUGUCGUUAAACCUCUUAUCGUUGCCACGGAAGCAACUUCCAAUGUGCUGGGAGGCAUGAGGAACCAGAUCCACCCAGAUGCACGUCAGGAAGAGUCCCAGAAAUGGCGCUUUGGGGAAGAGUGAGCUGUGCUCUGAAAUUUACUCUGGUGGUCUGCAUUAUAUCAAAAUUGAUAUUCGUACUGGCCUAUCAGUCUAAAUAAUGUGUGUUGGCACCCACACAGACGAUAUGAGGCCAGUUUUUCUUUUUGCUACUAAUGUUUUUGUUUAAAGCAGUCUCUUUGUCAAUGAGACAACUAGAAGCUGUGGUAGCAAAAGUCUAACCCAAAUGAAUUAUCAGAGGAACAUUCAUCGACUAAUGGACUAAUUCAUCGGGUCUUCUCAAUGCCACAGGACUAGAAUUGUGUGCUGGAGUAGAUUUAACCAGAUUUGUCUUUUCUCACACCACCAACAAACAUUCUCUUAGUGCCUUCAUUUCAUAGCUGAUUAAUAUCUUAUGAUCAUCAGUUCUGUGAAUUAUAUGGUUGUGUUGUGGGAUAAACUAGAUUACUGUGCCAUGGUUUCUUCCCUGUGUUCAAUUCUAAACCAAUGUCCAUUACCACAGAACUUUUGUGGUAUUUAGACUGUGAGCUACAGUAUGUUCAAAGUUGGAUGUCUCAUAAAGAAAUGUCUGGGUCGCAUUUCACUCCAAAAUCAAAGAAGAAAGGGAAGUUAGAUUUUGCACAAGAAGCCUAAAAAUAAAGCCUGUUUAUGACCAUUAAGAGUUUUUGCAAAGUGACAUUUCCAUAACAAUUAUGCACAAUUAUUCAAUUCUCAUAACUGUAAUGCAAAAAAGAAAAAACAUUAUUUUUAAUGUAAUUGUAAUGAAAAUUAUCCUGUUUUGACAGUAAUUUUUUUUAAAUCUAAAUCAGCAUAAAUUAAACAGCAAAGACAACCAUGAUUUAUACUUUCAAAUGUACUUUACAAUUGAAAUAAUAUAUCACUAUUUCUUAGCAUUGCAAUAAUCAGGAUAAGAUCCUUCAAUUAUUUAAAUGACCUUUUCAGUAGUCUUAAUUGUCAUGAAAAUGUUACAGUGCAAAAUAUCUUAAUAGUCCUAAAAAUUCAUUUGCUUUGUGCAGAAUUUAUUUAUUUAUUUAUUGCAAAAAUAUGAUCUGGACAUUUCUUGACAGGUUUCAUGAAAUUCACUCAUAAAGGCUUAGCCUGUUAAAAAUACAGUACAUUGCAAGUCUUUGCUAAUACUGUCAAAAAGAUGAAAAUAAUUAAAAUCAGCUGUCUGGUAAGAUAUUUUACACUUCCUACAAUAGUCAUCUCCUUAUCAAAACCUGUUAUUAGCUGUUUAAAUGGAAGACUGUAGACUCUUAUUUGCACCUGAUAAAUAUGGCUUUCAAGCAACAAUGUUGUGUUUUAGUUCCUCUUUGCAGCUGCUGUGUUAGAAACGAGUCCUCAAACAAGUGGAAUAUUUUACGGCUAUUAUUACCACUAGUAGUGCUUAUUUCAUUGAUCUCAGAAAGUUAUGCUCUUUAUCUGUCUUUUUUAGUUCUGUUUAGCUGUCAAGACAGUAUGUCAGGAGUAAGGACAGCGUCUGCUUGAGUGACAUUCCUAAGAAGCUGCAUUUCAGAAGUCUUAUGGAUGGUCUUUAGAUAAGGACACAAGCUCUUGCGGAGUUUUCCAUAUUGUUAAAACUGUCAAAUAAACGAGAAUUUUAAUUCUCUGUUCUUCCAUAUCAAUGUAUCAAAAAUGUUUGUUUGAUAAAUAUAUUGUCUUUUUUUUUCUGAUGGCAUCAAAUGUGUUGGGUGAGCAAAGGUUAAUUUGAUGUUGGGAAACUAAUAAAUAACAGCUUAUUUUAGUUUUACAGUCCAAACACUUCCUUUUCUCAUUGAGAUGAUGCCUCUAAUAUUUAUUGAAUGUUUGUUGAGAUAAUUACCUUUAUUGUACAUAGAUGUACAGGUCAUUUCCCCAGUUUGUAUGAAAGCAUGUAUUAUCAAGAAAAGGGAAAUAAAUUGUCCGCCACUUG